Brugia malayi is the source of this 210-nucleotide messenger RNA. RefSeq lists its product as uncharacterized. NCBI's taxonomy places the organism in Eukaryota, Metazoa, Nematoda, Chromadorea, Rhabditida, Onchocercidae. Bases 1 to 210 code for a protein of 69 amino acids. The record is from RefSeq and is a predicted model, not a curated record. The transcript has 3 exons.
AUGAAUCUGAUAGUACUCAGUAUUCUACUUAUCACGCUAUUCCAGCAGCAAUAUUUCGCCCAAGUAGCACCUCCUAACGAUCUUUUCUAUGAAUUCAUGAAUCCGUAUAUGAAUUCAUUAAGAUCACCAGAUGUCAACAUUUUAUCAUCAUAUGCAGAUGAAAGAUCAUGGAAGCGAGCGCUGGGACCACGUCCUUUAAGAUUUGGAUGA